Molecule: messenger RNA, 881 nt
Organism: Pseudovirgaria hyperparasitica
Lineage: Eukaryota; Fungi; Ascomycota; Dothideomycetes; Acrospermales; Acrospermaceae
Product: UBC-like protein
Exons: 1
Coding region: 41-835 (264 amino acids)
Source: RefSeq, a predicted model, not a curated record
GACAAGUCUACCCCCAGGCAUCUUCGUACGCUAUUCCGAUAUGCAGAUCGACUUGUUUAAAGUGCUCAUUAUCGGACCCAAAGACUCGCCGUACGGCUACGGGUUAUUCGAGUUCGACUUGUGGUGUGAACCAAGCUGGCCCACAGCACCACCCAAAAUGCUGUUCAAGACGACAGGUGGCGGCCUUGCAAACUUCAAUCCAAACCUAUACAAGAACGGCAAAGUCUGCUUGUCUCUCCUGGGUACCUGGCCGUAUGGCGAGGUAUGGAACGAGAAGCUAUCGACGCUGCAGCAACUUCUGCUCAGCACGUGGGCAUUCAUAUUCUGCGAGGAGCCACUAUGUAACGAGCCAGGCGACGAGAAAGAGCACGGCGGGCCAGAGUCGAAACUCUAUAAUAUCAAUACGUAUGCGCUAACGGUCAAAUACGCAAUGCUGCCAUGGCUCCGAGGGCAAGGAAGCCCCUUGUGGAACGACGUUGUGCGUGAGCAUUUUACGCGAAACAAGACAGAUAUCAUUCAAAAGGUUGAGCACUGGACAGAUCUGGCGAGAAGUCGCGUGGCCCAGCGAGGAUUUCAUCCGCAUAAUAGAGAAAACAGAGGCGGAGUGGCAUCAGAGCUUCCAGGUUUAUUGACGCAAUUGAAGACGGCGAUUGGUAAACCGAUACCAGCACAACACAGGCCACAACAGAUGCCAACAUUUCCACAGCAGCAGUUUGGCUAUCAAGGAGGUCAACAAGGAGGGCAUUUUGGUGCACACAGUGGUGGCUAUGGCGGAGGAUACGGUGGUGGUUAUGGUCCAGGAUACGGCCACGGUGGGCACGGAGGAUUUUAUUGAUUCUAUACCAUGCAAGCGCGAUACAUGACUAACAAACACAAUCAGA